Messenger RNA from Venturia canescens, 1319 nucleotides. RefSeq names its product protein dj-1beta-like. The transcript has 4 exons. NCBI's taxonomy places the organism in Eukaryota, Metazoa, Arthropoda, Insecta, Hymenoptera, Ichneumonidae. The record is from RefSeq and is a predicted model, not a curated record. Gene Ontology annotation, cellular component: mitochondrion; nucleus; cytoplasm. Bases 183 to 1001 code for a protein of 272 amino acids. Gene Ontology annotation, biological process: glycolate biosynthetic process; glyoxal metabolic process; response to oxidative stress.
UCAGUUGAAGGCGUAAAUGCGCAGAAUAAAAAAAGUGCAAAAGUUUGGUAAUAGACAUGUUCGAAUCGCCAAAAGUAAUGGCGGUAAAAACACAGAAAGUAGGGAUGAGGUUUUGUAGCGCGAUUCUGAUGUAAAAAACAAAGAGAUUCACGUAAUAUGGUAAUAAAUUUGCAUCAUGAAAAAUGAUGAAAAUUCAUUUCAAUAAAUUAAGAUCGUAUGUGACAGUGAGUUUCUCAUCAUCGGUGAUUCUUCCUCGUAAAUAUUUCAACGGUGGGGGGAUCAGCUCGAUCACAACAGCGCAAAAAAAUUAUCUGCACUGGUCUGCUGCAAACAUCAAAUCGCGACCGCUUUUUCCAGAAACUCGCCAAUUUUGUCUGUAUUUCUUGUUUAAAAGUUCAUUCAAAUCUUUUAUAUCACUCGCCGGUGAGACAAUGGCAACGAAAAGUGCCAUUUUACUACUGGCUGACGGUGCUGAAGAAAUGGAAGCAGUUAUAACUGCCGAUGUUUUACGUCGAGCCGGUAUUGAUGUUAUGAUUGCCAGCAUCACUGGAAAUGAAUCUGUAAAAUGCAGUCGAAAUGUUACCAUAGUAGCUGAUGCCAAGUUCGAUGCAGCGAUAAAGGAUAGAAAAUACGAUGUUGUUAUUCUCCCUGGUGGUCUAGAAGGAUCCAAAGCCCUUGCUAAAUCUACAGAAGUAGGGACUCUCCUAAAAGCUCAAGAAAAGGAAAAUCGCAUUAUCGCUGCAAUUUGUGCAGCACCAACUGCUUUGAAAGCUCAUGGAAUUGCAAAAGGAAAAAAAAUAACGUCAUAUCCAUCUAUGAAGGAGCAAUUAACCGAGGAUUACCAAUACUUGUCUGAAAAAGUUGUAGUUGAUGGUAAUUUGAUUACUAGCCAAGGACCAGCUACUGCUUACAACUUUGGACUAGCAAUCGUUGAAAAAUUAUUGAAUAAAGAAACAGCGCUAAAAGUGGCCUCAGGUCUACUGUUCGGAGAUUAUAAGUAACUAAAAGGUCGAUUUGAAUCAACGUAUCGUUCAAACGAUGUAUUGCUAUUAAUAUUUCUGGAUUUACAAAUAGUAAACUGAUCAAUUAAAAAUGGUAUAAUAAUGGAGAUUCGAAGGAGAAAUUGUCACUAUUUCAUUUACAAAAAUUCUUGAAUUAUAAUCUUUUGUUCAAAUUCAUUCAAUACUCUGGGAAUCAAAAUUAUUUUCACAGUUUGAAAAUAUACUUUGAUGGAAAAAGUCAUCGUUUUUUUUGUCUUAUGUAUCCGCCGCACAUGAAUAUAUAUGUCAACAGCAAAAUAAAGAUUACUGCAAUCCCGA